AUUACAUGAAUGAAUAAUAACACAUUUUUCAAAUGAGCUGAGUUAAUUUGACCAACAAAGGCAGAACACAUGGUCCUCUUUGGAUGGACAGGUUCAUCCGCAACUGCAAUGUGGAUUUCUUUGGGUCUAUUGAUCUACAUUCCGUUCUCACAUGGUUCAGAUGUUGGCACACUUGAGGUCCAGUACACAGUGUAUCAAGGCCCAGAUGGCAAGCUGCAGUUUCAGCAGACAACUCUGUUCAAUGGACACGUGAUAUUUUCCUGCAAUGGCCAAACACUGAGAGACCAACCACAACAGGACUGGGUAACACAGGCAUUCACCCAAGAGGAACUGGAGGAAAGACACCAGCAGUGCAAAAGUCAGUGUUAUAAGCACAUAACUUCUUAUGAGAAGAUAAAACGGACAAUCACUGUCUCAGCAGAUAUUCUUCAAAGACGUCGAGGUUACUCAAUCAGCAGCUCAGGAAAGUCUUCCUUUGAUGAGUGGGGUGUGAAUGGAGAGGACUUCCUGACCUUUGACCCCAAUUCUCUUAAAUGGACGGCUCAGACUGAUGAUGCCAACCUUUUAGAAGCAUGGUGGGAUGGAGAGCACCAUAUGAAUUAUGCUUACAAAGCUUUUUUGAAUAUUUUGUAUUCUGAAUUACCCAUCUUGAAGACGAAGCUAGCAGCAAGGCCCAGUGUUGAGGCACACGCAGGUGUGGAGCUUCAUACAUUUGCUGACCCCAUCGCAGGAGGAACUGUCUCAUAUUUGCAGUGUCAUGUGACAGGCAUCAGCCUAUCAGAAGUCAGUAUCCAGUUAACUAAAGAUGGGGUUCCUCUUGGUCAUGGAUUUCAUCAGAUUGGACCACUUCCCAAUGGAGACGGAACAGCUCAGAUGAGGGUCCUGGUUAAGACCACAAUAGACAGCAGUAAAACAUAUCGAUGUGAAGGUCACAGUGAGACUUUUAACAAGUCCGUUGUCUUUGAUGACCCAUCACCUCACCGGAGUACUGAGAAACGGACUCUUCCAUAUGUCACUGGGAUUAUUAUAUGUAUUGUGGUGAUUCUUGGGAUACUAAUUGGUUACCCUUUGUUGGUGCUGCAUGUGAGGAAGAUGAUGGAGGUGACAGCAGCGAAGAAAGCCCAAAAGACAGCUUUAAUCGUCUAAGCUAUAGCAGCUUCAACUCUUCUGGAAAGGCUUUCCAUAAGGUGAAGGAAUGUGUUUAUUGAUUUAAAAAAUAUCAUUCUUCCAGAAGCGUGUUUGUCAGGUCACACACUGAUGCUGUUAAUGUGAUAUUUAUCACUCACCAGUCAGCAUGCGGCAUGUCUUAUUGUGCUAACUACCUACAGUG
Molecule: messenger RNA, 1330 nt
Organism: Sardina pilchardus (European sardine)
Lineage: Eukaryota; Metazoa; Chordata; Actinopteri; Clupeiformes; Clupeidae
Product: major histocompatibility complex class I-related gene protein-like
Exons: 6
Coding region: 70-1146 (358 amino acids)
Biological process (GO): immune response
Cellular component (GO): external side of plasma membrane
Source: RefSeq, a predicted model, not a curated record